Echinostoma caproni is the source of this 387-nucleotide messenger RNA. The record is from the annotation of a GenBank genome assembly. Lineage: Eukaryota; Metazoa; Platyhelminthes; Trematoda; Plagiorchiida; Echinostomatidae.
CUGAACACUUGGCCUUGGUUACGUGUAGGGCGCGUUGCGCAGAAGGAUGUGCCGUCGGUCGGAAAUAUUGUAGCGGAAUUCUGGAAGUCUUACAAAUCAACCACGCCGAGGAGAAUACAACUUUUAGACGCGUAUUUAGCAUACAUUCUGUUUACGGGACUCAUCCAGUUUGUUUAUUGCUGUAUUGUUGGCACGUUUCCAUUCAACGCGUUUCUCUCCGGGUUUAUUUCUUGUGUAGCUUCGUUUGUUCUCGGAGUUUGCCUUAGAAUGCACUCGAAUCCCCAAAACAAACAACUUUUUACUCCUUUUUGUCCCGAGAGUGCUUUUGGUGAUUUUAUUAUUGCUCAUGUGAUACUUCACCUGGUCGUUUUCAAUUUUCUGGGAUAA